CUUCCCUUGAUCUCUUCAUAAAAGAAUCCAAAGGGGAGGGAAAAAAGAAGAAGAAGAAGUUAACAAUCAUGGGGAGCUCAAAUGAUUUGCGGGUUUUGGAGAUUACGGUGAUUUCUGGGGAGGAUCUAAGUAUAAAUCGAAAACAACCAGUCAAGAAAAACGCCUUCGUGACCAUCAAAACCGACUCGUUUAAGGAGCAAACGACAAAGAUGGAUAAAGAUGGAGGCGGCUAUCCUGCAUGGGAUGAGAAGUUCGUGAUGGACAUGCCCAUGCAUGCACGUUAUUUCACGGCGGAAGUUCGAUGCAAGACUGCUGCCGGAAGCAGAAUUGUUGGGACGGCAGUGAUUCCGGCUUCUGAUUUCUUGGGAGACUAUGUUCCCGAGAAUUAUCUGCACUUUUUGAGUUACAGGUUGUGGGAUUCUCACGGUGAAAGGAAUGGGAUUCUUAAUCUUUCCGUUAGGGUUAAGAGUUCGUCGAGUGUCAAGAAUGCGUAUGGCGGCGGUUGCAGCAGCCACUCCGCUGGUUGCUCGCGUCCCUGGUCCAGGAUUGCCGUGGGUGGUCAGCAGGUUUCCAACGGCGAAGGAGUCGUAACUGGUAUUCCAGUUUGGUCAUAGAGUCAAAUAGUGGUGAUUUUCCUUUCUUUUCCAAUUUUUCCCACCUGGCAUGGGUUGGACUGACAAAUUGUACAUAAUUGGUUAAGUAUGACUUAACAUUUUAAUCU
This is a messenger RNA of Coffea eugenioides, 721 nucleotides long. Its product is annotated as BON1-associated protein 2-like. The coding region runs from base 69 to 614 and encodes 181 amino acids. Lineage: Eukaryota; Viridiplantae; Streptophyta; Magnoliopsida; Gentianales; Rubiaceae. The record is from RefSeq and is a predicted model, not a curated record. Gene Ontology annotation, biological process: defense response. The transcript has a single exon.